AUUUCCCCCCCAAUAGGGCAGCGGAGCUCCGGGUGGGGGUCGCUGCUCUGGGCGGCGCUGAGCUCCAGGAGGAGCCCCUCACCAAUCAGGAGCCGGAGGUCUGAAGCAGCGUCACAUUUCACAGCCGGUCCCACAGUUUAAGAGCAGCGAGUCUCUGCAGUCAGCUCCACAUUUCUCCUGAUCAGAGAGAGAAGAAGUCAUGGCACGAACCAAGCAGACCGCCCGUAAAUCCACCGGAGGCAAAGCCCCCAGGAAGCAGCUGGCCACCAAGGCUGCCCGUAAGAGCGCCCCGGCCACCGGCGGCGUGAAGAAGCCUCACCGUUACAGGCCCGGUACCGUGGCUCUGAGAGAGAUCCGUCGCUACCAGAAAUCCACCGAGCUGCUGAUCCGCAAGCUGCCCUUCCAGCGCCUGGUCCGAGAAAUCGCUCAGGACUUCAAGACCGACCUGCGCUUCCAGAGCUCCGCUGUCAUGGCUCUGCAGGAGUCCAGCGAGGCUUACCUGGUCGGCCUCUUCGAGGACACCAACCUGUGCGCCAUCCACGCCAAGAGGGUCACCAUCAUGCCCAAAGACAUCCAGCUGGCCCGGCGCAUCCGCGGAGAGCGCGCUUAGACUGUUUCCUGCUCUUUAACAAACCACAACGGCUCUUUUAAGAGCCACCUCACUCUCAGCUCCAGGGCUCCUUCCUCUGCUCACUUUCACCAACCUAAUCACUUAAUAUUUAUAUUUUUUUUUUUUUUCUCAAUACAAACAAUGACACGCAUCAAAACCACCCUUUUGUCACCAGAAGUUCUGAGUUUUACUUAUGUGGAAUAUGUAAAUCUUGGUCUACUUGAUGGAUUGCCAAACAGGGUUUUAACAGACAUUGAUUUU
Centropristis striata (black sea bass) is the source of this 871-nucleotide messenger RNA. RefSeq names its product histone H3. The transcript has a single exon. Bases 200 to 610 code for a protein of 136 amino acids. Gene Ontology annotation, cellular component: nucleosome. Gene Ontology annotation, molecular function: protein heterodimerization activity; structural constituent of chromatin; DNA binding. The record is from RefSeq and is a predicted model, not a curated record. NCBI's taxonomy places the organism in Eukaryota, Metazoa, Chordata, Actinopteri, Perciformes, Serranidae.